Molecule: messenger RNA, 5415 nt
Organism: Cuscuta epithymum
Lineage: Eukaryota; Viridiplantae; Streptophyta; Magnoliopsida; Solanales; Convolvulaceae
Source: the annotation of a GenBank genome assembly
GUGACAUUUGGUGGACCUCCCCUCACAUUGAUUGGCAAAGGAGACAAAGGAAGUCUCCUCACUCCUCUCUACCCCAUUAUUUCGACCACCAUAUUCAAGGAAGAGAGGAAACCCUCUUCAAAUCAUCAUCCUCCAUUGUUGAAGCAAGCUCAAACCAAGGAAGCUCCAAAUAAGAAGAAAGAGUGGGAAAAGAAGAGAAUAACCUUGAUAUAUUAAGGAAUUUUACCAAGGUAUUCUAAACUUCUCAAGGAACCUAGGAGUGGCCGGAAAGUCGCCGGAGCCGCCGGAGUUUUCGCCGGAAAAUUCAAAGGUCGCCGGAGUUCAAACAAAGGGGAUAAAAACUCGCUAGCGUCAUUUCAAGGUUGAAGCUAGAGCUUACUUCCUGCACCCGUUGCUCGGGAGAUCGAUGGAGAGAAGACGUGGUUCGUGCUUCCUCUGGUUCUAUUUCUAAAUAAUUAAAUAAUGCUCAUGGAACUAUUUUGACUUAUAAAUUAAUGGAGCCUGCGAGCUCUUGUUUUACCCUUGUGUGGGUUCUUAUUAAACACUUAUAUUCCGCUAUGUGUUUGAUUGUAUGUUGAUGUUGUUAUGUAUGUUUACUAAUCGGUUUUGGCAUAUGUAUCUAUCGGAUGUCUUGUGCAAUUCGGUAAGGAUGAGCUGCGGUUAUUCUUAUUGGGUUGUACGACGGUUGUCCACGUGGCACAGACGCGGUCUGGGGCGUGACAAUUAAGUGGUAUCAGAGCCAUACGAUUUCUAAACUAUAUAGUCAACCUCUCAACAGAGUUUCUAUCAAAACAAUUUUUCAAUGAAAACCAUGAGCAUAAGUUUGUACUUUAAGAGCAUUUGGUCAUCGAGUUGCAAAGUCUCUGGUUGUUAAGACGGGCCCCUUAACAAUUGGUAUGGCAGUGACUUGAGCCAAGUGGUGUCUUGAGUACGUUUCUGUCAAUUGACAUUCAAACGAGUCCAAAGACUCAUUCCAACAUAUUCUUUCAGGAAUGGGUGGUAGUGAUAGGGCGGUUCGAGGAAAUCCGAGAGGGCGCGCACCGGGGAUAGCCGGGCAAGCCAAUCGGGGAAUAUCAAGGUCGCGUAAAAGGCGAGGUAUGGGCAACCAAGGCCCACGAACACGAGCCACGAUGGCUGAUCACAAUGUGACUGAAUUCGAGUCGUGGAACUCGGAGGAUGACUCAACUUAUCACCCUGAAAGCGAGUCAGAUGAAACUUCUUUUCAGGAAAACAGUGGAGAGGAUAUACAAAGUAUUCCUCCUGACCAUGUUAGUGAGAUGUACCGAUGGUACCAACGUGAAAGGGGAAGACAACGACAGGGAUCUCAGGAGGGACAUGUCAAAGGCGAGACCUCUCUCAGGAGGGGUCGGGGUGCUCAUAGAGCACAAGUUAGGACAGUCAGAGAUUCUGAUGACGAAGGACCAUUCAUUAAGAUCUCAAAGUACCUCAAAGAGGCUAGAGCCUUGGGGUGCAAACCAUUUGAUGGGACGGGGGACAUAUCAGAAGCAGCCGAGUGGAUAAAAAGGUUAAAUGAUGCAGCUGAGGACAUGCAGGUGGUCCCUGAAAGAAAGUUAAGGGUAGCCACUAGAUUAUUGGAGGGUUUAGCUUCUACUUGGUGGGAAGGCACCAAGGGUAAGUUUGACGGGGUUGUCACGUGGGACAACUUCGAGCAAGCAUUCUAUGAGCAGUUUUACACCUCUUUCGAAGUAAAUCGAAAGAGGAGGGAAUAUAUCGAUCUCAAACAGGGAAAUGAGUUUACGGUGAAGCAACUGGAACAAAGAUUCCGACAUCUGGCAAGGUUCUUGCCUGAGUAUGCCGCAAAUGAGAACCGAAUGGCAAACCAUUUUUGGAAUGCACUCAAUUUGGAAAUACGCGAAAGAGCGACCUACCAAUUCAACAUGACUUUUAGUCAAGUAGUAGCACAAGGUCUCCAGGGGGAGGAGCUUUGGAAGGAAAGGCAAGCAAGGGAUGCAAAGGAAGCACAAGAAAGAGAUCAGGUGAUCAUUCACCCUCCACGACGAGAGGGGAAGUAUGAACUUCAGAGCAAGGGGAACUCUAACAAGUUAGUUCCGUUUUUCAGUGAGAGCCAGGACUUGGUAAGUCAAAGCUCAAGCACUCGAGGCACGGGGGCACCCAAAUGUGAGAAUUGUAGGCGAAGGCACUACGGGAGAUGUCGAGAGCCAUCUAGGUGUUACUUUUGUGGAGAAACAGGCCACAUCAAGGUCCUUUGUCCUCAACGUACGCGUGAAGGAACAUCAGGAGCUAGAGGAGGGGUCACGGGGGUUGAAAACCCAACUAGGGUUGCCUCAAACAUGGUACCUUCUACAAGUCAAUGGCGAACUCGCUCGUGAAGGCCGGAAAUGGCGGGAGCCAUUUGUUGGGCCUGACUAUGGCAUAAGGUAUUAUUAAAUUAAACCUAAAUUUCCAUAAAUAUUUUUAUUUUCAAAAUUGUUAGCUUCAGAUAAUGAAGGGAGAAAUGCUUCUCAAGGUUCAAACGUUAAUUUCGGGGACGAAAUUCCUGUAAGGUGGGGUGAACUUGUAACACCGGACCUGAAUUCUUUCUGUGAGAUUUUUUUUUUUCAUCAAGUACUGGGUUAAAGAAGGUAAAUCAAGACUAAGAGUAGUCUUGAUAAAUGACAAAGUAAAAAAAGUUGUCUUAAAUUAAUAAAGGGUUAUUAAUUUAGACGUGGGGACAACUCAUGAUAUUUCGAGUUUGUAAAAUAUUAAUGUUUAUCAAAAUGAUACUAUUAUAAUAGUAGGGAUGGGUCAUGGACCCCAGUGAUAUAAAGAACAACAACUAGACGGCCAAGCGGGCCGGGGUCUCGAUCCGAUAAUUGUGAAUCAUUAAUCAUCGGACUGAUAAUAAUUCAGAAGGCUACUAAUUAAUAAAAGAUGAAAUAUAAAUGUUUUAAGAACCUAAAAUAAUGGGAUGAUAAUGUAUGAUUAAAUUGACAUAUUAGAGGUGGGUACUUUUGGAGGACCCUACCUCGAAGAUAUUUUCGUAUAAGAAUAAACAGAUAAGAUUUUAUCUACUUAUACAGUUGGGACCACUUAAAAACAAGUGUAACAUUUUAUUAAAGUGUCACAAAAUAUGAAAACACAUAUUUAAUCAUUAGGAAUGAUGAAUGAAUUUUUUAAAACAACGUGCUCUCAUUUUUACUGUUACUUGAACAGUAAAAUGCAUGUCGGGUCCACGCAUGGGCGGCGACCAUCCGAUAUUUACGGACCACAUAUUAUAUUCAUCUUGGUUUAGAUAAUAUUUAUAUGAGGGUGUAAAUAAAUGUUGAGCCAUAAAGUUGGCCUUUCGAUCAAACGAGGUCCCAUUACCGGCAUAGGUAAUUAAACAUAUAACAGCCCGAAAUUUAUUUCAGUGACCACGAAAUUAAAGUGGGAUAAUAUAUAUUCACUCUAGAGGCCAAUAUUAAUUGGAAGAAUGAUAUACAACUUUCGGAGUCGAAUGUGCAUUCGGGGACAUAAAGGGAUGACCUCCCACAUGAGUGGGGGCCAUCCCACGUUUUUGUGCAUCCAAAUGAGCCGUAGAAUCUGCAUAGCAUGGAAGAGAGGGAUGCAUUUGGUCUCAAAUUGAUAGGUUGGGUGAGAGAGUGACAUUUGGUGGACCUCCCCUCACAUUGAUUGGCAAAGGAGACAAAGGAAGUCUCCUCACUCCUCUCUACCCCAUUAUUUCGACCACCAUAUUCAAGGAAGAGAGGAAACCCUCUUCAAAUCAUCAUCCUCCAUUGUUGAAGCAAGCUCAAACCAAGGAAGCUCCAAAUAAGAAGAAAGAGUGGGAAAAGAAGAGAAUAACCUUGAUAUAUUAAAGAAUUUUACCAAGGUAUUCUAAACUUCUCAAGGAACCUAGGAGUGGCCGGAAAGUCGCCGGAGCCGCCGGAGUUUUCGCCGGAAAAUUCAAAGGUCGCCGGAGUUCAAACAAAGGGGAUAAAAACUCGCUAGCGUCAUUUCAAGGUUGAAGCUAGAGCUUACUUCCUGCACCCGUUGCUCGGGAGAUCGAUGGAGAGAAGACGUGGUUCGUGCUUCCUCUGGUUCUAUUUCUAAAUAAUUAAAUAAUGCUCACGGAACUAUUUUGACUUAUAAAUUAAUGGAGCCUGCGAGCUCUUGUUUUACCCUUGUGUGGGUUCUUAUUAAACACUUAUAUUCCGCUAUGUGUUUGAUUGUAUGUUGAUGUUGUUAUGUAUGUUUACUAAUCGGUUUUGGCAUAUGUAUCUAUCGGAUGUCUUGUGCAAUUCGGUAAGGAUGAGCUGCGGUUAUUCUUAUUGGGUUGUACGACGGUUGUCCACGUGGCACAGACGCGGUCUGGGGCGUGACAUUAUGACUUUCCGGCGAUUAUGGAAUUUCCUCCGGUGGUCUCCCCUCCUUGGAAGAUGACAAAAAUAGCUCUGGUCUGAGGGAGUGGUAUUGGUCUGGCAUUUAGUUCGCUGGUUGUGGUUUUCGUAGGAGCCUGAGCAAGAACUCAUAGAUGAUAUUUGAAGGCUAUAGUGAUUUCUGUUGGUGAAAAUGGUUGGUAUCUACGGAAGACAUACUGUAAGGCUCAAUGGGAAGAUGUAAGGCUCAAUGGGAAGAUGAUCUCUCAUUUACUUUAUCCAUUUGGAUUGGGCGUUCUCCUAUGUCAAAGUCAGGUGAAGAUUGCUUUUGUCCCUAUGAAGAUGACAAUGAUGACAUUCAUAAUGAUGAGAAGAGAAAUUGGGUGGAGUUGAACUUGUAAGAAAUCAACUGGAUGACAACAUGAUAUCUAUUAGCCUUUUAAUUUAGAGCAAUAUCACGAUCUCCAAGUUCGAGAAUAUUCCUAGCCUUUUAAGAUAUGCAAACAAUAUCAAACAAUGCCCUGUGAUAUGCAAAACCAUUUAUCAGAAAUCAUAAACCAUUUAGAUGUUUUGGCAUAUAUACCAUUGAGCAUGAUGUGGUAUUGCUUGCAUAUCUUAUUUCAUUACACUUUCAGAAACAAAUUGGAAGAAGUUACAUCUCCGGAUGCAGCUAGGAAUAUUCUCAAUUUAGAGGUUGUGGUAUUGUUCUAUCUCCAGAUGCAGCUAGGAACAAAUGAUGUGUUCAUUACACUCAAGCUCAAACUCACUUUAGCCUUUUACUCAGACAAAGACUAAUCACAUGAUAAUUGUUGAACUUUAGAUAUUUCAAUGUAUAACAUGCCGUACAAAAUUCUGUGUUUUCCUUAAAAAAAAAAUAAACCAAAACCAAGUUUCAUUUGAAUGUAUAAAGCCGGUUUUGCUAGGAUUUAAUGUUCUCUUAUUAAUUGUCUGAUUCCCAUCUUUAAUGUAACCGUAAUUAUUGAACAACUAUUUUCAUGCUUUUGUUUAUGUUUCGGAUGUUGAAUGGUGCUAAACAAGUACAAUGAUGUAACUACAAUACUCUUUUCUGUUUUGAUUUUCAUUUUUUUUUGGCUGC